GAAAAACUCAGCGAGACGCGAGGACAUGAAAACAAACUGAGAGGAGAGUUUUCUAGUGACACACCCCCCCUCUCUCCCCCACCUCUCCACCCGUCUCUCAGCCCUCCAGUCGUCCGUCAGCCUGCAGACUGUUCCUGGACACACAAGAUAUCUCUUAUUAUUAUUGUUGUUGUUAUUGAUAAGUGAGGCCCGUGUUGGAACCUGGAGAGCAGCUAAAAACAUGAACAAUCAAUCUUAGAAAAUAUUUUAAAAGUUUACAUUUGGAACCAAAAACACUGAAACGACCUGAAACUCAAUCAGACUCGAAGAGAUGGGAUUCGGUGAGCUGCUGGAGGAGGUGGGCGGGUUCGGCAGGUACCAGUGGAUCCACGUGACUCUGAUCAGUUUACCUGGUUUGAUGAUGGCGAGUCAGAACCUGAUGAACAACUUCGUCUCAGGAAUCCCCGCCCACCACUGCAGUCUGCCAAUCAAUUACAGCCUCCACAACCUGUCUCACUACCAGGUGGAUGAGAAGCAGCUGCUGAAAGCGUUCAUCCCUCCGGACUCUUCAGGAAAUAGACUGGACCGCUGCCGGAGGUAUGUGGAGCCUCAGUGGCAGCUCUUAGCUGCUAACAGCUCAGCUAACAUUAGCCAGUUACAGACGGAAGGAUGUUUGGACGGAUGGACAUUCGACCGCUCCGAGUUCCUCGCCACCACUGUCUCCGAGUGGGAGCUGGUCUGUUCUCUGCGUCCUCUGAAACAAAUGAUUCAAACCAUCUAUAUGGGCGGAGUUUUAACAGGAGCCAUCAUCUUCGGCGGCCUGUCGGACAGGUUUGGGAGGCGGUCUGUCCUUAUUUGGUCAUACCUGCAGCUGAGCGUGCUCGGUUGUAGCUCUGCCCUCUCUCCUUCCUACUCUGCCUAUUGUAUUUUUAGAUUUCUGAGUGGGAUGGCGGUGUCCGGAAUCAUCCUGAAUGGAGUCUCACUGAAGGUGGAGUGGAUCCCGACCAAAGAGAGGACGUUAGUGGGCACGCUCACCUCCUUCUUCUUCACCUUUGGUCAGAUGAUCCUGGCGGGGCUCGCCUAUUGGCUGAGAGAUUGGAGGAAGCUCCAGCUGGUCGCCUGUGCCCCCCUGUUCCUAUUCUUCACCUACUGCUGGUGGUUCUCAGAGUCAGCUCGUUGGCUGGUUCUGAACCGUCGGUCUGAGGAGGCGUUAAAGUGUCUCCACCGAGUCGCUCGAAUCAACAGAAAGUCAGAGAUAAUUGACAAGUUAACACUGGAGGUGCUGAACUCUCACAUGAAUAAGGAGAUCGAGUCGAGCCGUUCAACGUUCACGGCAUACGACCUGCUGAGGACCAGAGUGAUGAGACGGAUCUCCAUCUGUCUGAUGGCCGUAUGGUUCUCCACCAGUUUUGCGUACUACGGUUUGGCAAUGGACCUGCAGAAGUUUGGGGUGAGUAUUUACCUGAUGCAGAUCAUCUUUGGAGCCGUUGAUUUUCCCGCCAAACUGUUGGCUGUGGGCAUGCUCAGUUACCUGGGGAGGAGGGUCUCCCAGGCGACCUGUCUCUUCCUGUCGGCUAUCAUCAUCUUCGCCAACAUCUUCGUCCCCACAGACAUGCAGACCCUCAGGACCACGUUGGCGUGUCUUGGUAAAGGUUUCACCUCGGCCUCCUUCACCACCGUCUACCUGUACACCGGAGAACUCUACCCCACCGUCAUCAGGUGAGGCUGCUGGUUCCAGGAACAGGAGACGUUAACGUUUACUCAUUUGAUCCAAAGCGACCU
Molecule: messenger RNA, 1761 nt
Organism: Micropterus dolomieu (smallmouth bass)
Lineage: Eukaryota; Metazoa; Chordata; Actinopteri; Centrarchiformes; Centrarchidae
Gene: oatx
Product: organic anion transporter X
Exons: 14
Coding region: 311-1702 (463 amino acids)
Biological process (GO): transmembrane transport
Cellular component (GO): membrane
Molecular function (GO): transmembrane transporter activity
Source: RefSeq, a predicted model, not a curated record